This is a messenger RNA of Petromyzon marinus (sea lamprey), 5362 nucleotides long. It is a transcript of the gene CCDC171, whose product is annotated as coiled-coil domain containing 171. NCBI's taxonomy places the organism in Eukaryota, Metazoa, Chordata, Hyperoartia, Petromyzontiformes, Petromyzontidae. The record is from RefSeq and is a predicted model, not a curated record.
CGCGACCUCAUAGUGUUCCCGCUGAGGUCGCCGCGUUUUUUUCUUGGCGGCGCCCGGCAAGCCUCGGGCGAGCGGCGUCUCCCAUCGCCGUGGCAACGCAAGGAAAGGAGCUUACGCCGCCGUGUUGUCGUAGUUUUGUGGUUGAUGAACAUUUUUUUUGUUUGUUUGAUGAAACUGCGUUGGCAGUGGUGCAUGGUAUAAGCGACGAUAACCAAACGGUCAACGACGCCGGUUUAACACGUAGGCUUUCGCGACACUAUCAUCCAGAAUACAGAUAUGGAGGCUGUCAGCAGUGCUUUAACGCAGUCGCUGCGCCUUGACAGCAGCGAUCACGACGUACACGGGUUGCAGGACACUGUACAUCUUUUGCAGUCUCAACUAAGGCAACUACAGGCAGACAAUGCAGCUGAAUUUGAGACAAUCACAGACGUUCGUCGGAAACUAAACCAGUCUGAGAAUGAAAAGGUGGAACUUACAAGCAAACAUAAUCAAGAGGUCCUAAUUUUGGACAGUCAGGUGAUGAGGCUACGAGCUGAGCUGGAAAAGGGUGAGGCACUCCGACAGGAUUUGGAAUAUGACCUGGCCCUGAGCAGGAAAGAGGCAUGUGCAGAAAAACGCCUAUUUGAGGAGAAAAUCGUGCUUGCUGUUAAAACAAAUGAUGAGAUGAAAGCGUAUGCCUUAGAGUUGCAGCAGAAGGUGUCUGACCUGGAGCGAGCACUGAGGAUUUGCAAACAGACGGCAGAGGAAGAGCAGUGCAGGCUUUGGCUGGAUUUGGACAGCCAGAAAAAAUUAAACAAAGACAGUCACUCUCAGAUGAAACGCAUUUCCGCUGAACGUGUCCAACUAGAGCAAGUUAUAAAGGAACAGAAGGAGAUGCUGACUAAGCUUCAGUCCACUCUGCAUUUAGCGGAGGAAGAAAAAUGCAAACAGAGUGAAGUCUUGCGUCGGCAAACCUGCGAACUUGAGUCUUUUUCUCAAAGGGAGGCCAAGAUGAAAAAAGAUUUAGAGAUUGCCCAGCAGAGAUUGAGGAGCUUGGAAGACAGCAAUGAGGCAGAACGUGCUUCUCAUCUGGAAUCUAAGUUUAACUCAGAAAUAGUGCAGCUGCGCCUCAGGGACUUGGAGGCCUCGCUAGAGGUAGAGAGGUUGGCCAGAAGCAGUGCCGAGUCCAACUUGGAGAUGAUCCGAGACCAGUUCAGACAGCUGGAAAUGGCCUAUGAGAAGGAAAGGGCACAGGUGCAACAAACCGCUGAGCGUCUGCACCAAUUUGAAAAGGAGUCAACGGCCAUGGUGAAGCAGAUGUCCCAGGAGAUGGAAGACAAGAAGAAAAGUAUCGCAGAUCUCUCAAUACAGCUGCAGACAAAUGAGAAAAUCUCAGCCAACUUCAACAAAGAGCUUAACUUGGCCAAGAAAAGGCAGGCAUACCUGGAAGAGACGUAUGGGGGACACAUCCGAGAUUUGGACAUGUUGCUGGAGAACUUUGGAAUCGCUUCCUUGACACCUGCGGCGCAUACGGAGCAAGAGAAGGGCCAGGGUCCCUCGGCAGUGCUGCAGAGCCUGCGGCUCACCCUGACAGAUUACCAGGGCCGCUUGCGAGAGAACUCUAACGAGUUGGACAAGAUGAAGCGACUCUGCGAACAGAUGAGAGAAGAGUGCCAGUCCUCUAAAGAAUUGGCUUGGACACGCAACAAAACACUGGAAGACUUACAAGCACAGUUGCUUGCAGCGAACACUGAAGUGGUGAACCAGCGCGCCCAGGCAGAUGAACGCGUUGGGUCCAUGGCAUCUCUGCAAAGCGAAGUGCAGAGGCUGCAGGCCAGUUGGGAUGCGGAGAAGGCCCACUCUGCUGAUGCCUACACACAGCUCAAUAAGCUGCGCCAGGCCUUUGAAGAGGACGUGCAGGAGAAGCUGACCUUCCUGCAUGAGCUCUACCAGCGGCUUGUGGCAGGAUGCGUGGUGAUUCACCCUCCCAAAAGCAUCCUGGGACAGUUUACAUGGGCUGAGCUGUGUAGCAUUUUGCAGGAGAAUGUGGACGCUUUAACAAUGGACCUCAACCGUAACCUGGAGAAGGUGGCCCACCUUGAGAGAUUGUGCAAUGGCAAAGAGGAGGCCAUGAAAGAGCUAAAGAAGCGGCAGGAUGCUAGCGUCAAUCGCUUGCUGGAAGGAAUGCGGGAGAAGGAGGAGGGCUGGCACAAGGCCAAGGUGGCGCUGGAGCAGCACUACACUCGGCUGCUGGGCGAGGUGCACACGCACGCGCAGAAGAGCCAAGCAUCUGCAAGUGAUCUCCGUGGGAAGGUGAAUGAACUGACUUGCGAGCAAGAGCGCCUGAUGGCAGAGCUUGUGAGCCUGCAGGAGCAGCUUUCCCGUGGCGUGGAUGAGCGGGCUGCCCUGCUUACAGCCUGUGCCCUCCUGUCAGGUGCUAUCAUCCCAUUACGUGCCCGAGCCCAGGCUCUUGCCACCCAGCGGCUCUUCCUGGCUCAGCGGGCUGAUAAAUGUGACCACUUUUGUAAACAGCUGGCUGCCCUAGGUAAGGCUUUGUCGCUAGAGCUUAAAGGCGUGCAGCAGAAGUCACCAGAAACAAGAUUGGAUGAACUGGCGUCUGCCUCAAAGGGAAAACUUGCGUCUUCUUCAAAAAGAAAGGGUCUGCUUCGAUUUCGCUUGGCUGUGGUUGUUGUGCUUGGGGCCAAUCGGCUGCAACGGCUGGGUGGCUCCACCCGCAGUAUUUUCACGUGGACCGAGGGUACAGGGGAUAAUGGUGCCAUGCUGGUCUGCACUGGAAAAGUCAAGCCCAGUGAAGGCCACAUGAGCUCCAAACAAGCGACAAAAGACAGAGUGUUUGCUGCUUUAAGCUGGUUUUCUAGCCCUGAACUGCAAACAGCCAUUAUACAUUCAAUGAGUGAACUUCAGCAAGUCAUCAAACAAACAGAAUUACAUGGGGCCUCACUUGGACAGAGUAUUGUCACAGCUGCACGGGCAGCCUUUGCUAAUUUGUUGGACCAUCUGAGCAUUGAGAUGGAGUGGUCUGUGGGUUCCAACAACCUGCACUAUGAGUGGAGAGAGCCUGACUCACUUGCGUGGUUACUAAACCAGAGGUUGACCAAGAUUACAGCGCGUGGUCAUGGUGAUGAGCAGUCGACUCAGUACACCAUGCAGCACUGUGUGGGCUUGGUACAAAAGCAGCUGCUGGAGUUCACAGAGAGACUGCAUGCGGCUGAAGUGGAGCGGAGGGCUAACCGGCUGGAGCUUGCCCAAACCCGUGACUUGAGAAGGCACGCAGAUCAUUCUCGCAGCCUGAAGAAGGAGCUGCAGGAGCUCAGACAAGUGACUCAAAACCUCGUCCCAGUGGAGCAGUUUAACGGAGUGUGUGAGGAGCUGAAGAGUGCACUGGCCAGGGAGCAGCUGGCUCAGCACCUCCUCAGGGAUCAGGCCCACCAGCUGCAGGAGCUUGGGGAUCGCCUGCAACAGCAUGCCAGCCAGGACACGGAAAAGGAGCAGACUCUCGCCGAAGCCGUCAAGGGCUUAUCGGAGGCCAAGCUGGAGGUGCGGAGAAAGGAGCAUGCCGUGCAGCAGCUCAAUCGUCGUUUGGCCCAAAUGGAGAAUGAGCGACGGCGGUUGUACGAUGCCAUUAAGGGCACUGAAGAUGUUCUGCGCAGCAGUACCAGGAGUAAGGAAAAUGUGACAAAUUACAUGAAAUGUCUGGACCAAAGUCUUCAGCAGGUGAGGGAGCAGCUAUCCCUGUCGUGGGCCACGGGCGAACUGGCACUGCAGCCCGCCACACUGGUCCUGGAGAAGGCCAUUGCAGAUGGGGCCUGCCUGGGCGUGGAGGCCGGCAUCUGUCAAAGCGUUGUGCGAAGCGUGUCGGACGUGCUGCAGGCUGCCUGGCUCAGGAUAUCGGCCCUAGAAAAAGAGAUCGCCUCUCACAGACAGCACAUCACUAUGCUCAAGGGCGAGUUGCACACUGCCUGCCUCAGGGCAGAAGGCCAGGUCACGGACGCAUGUGUGGACGCGUGGCGGAACGUCAGCAAGCUGGAGUGGGGAUGUGCAGGAGAGGUGCCGCGUGGCUCGGACCGGGCUCACGGGGCCAGCUCGGCAGGGCAUCACACUGGGCCACUGGAGGGCAGCCGUGGACUCCCCAGGGACUCCACUCCUGCAGCGGAAUUGCACGUUGGCUUAAGCAGCUCCGAGCGCGACGCGUCGCAGGGCGGCCGCCCUCGUUCACGCGCUCGCUCCGACCCCACGGCCCGGAGUGUUGGCACCCGUCACAGCCAGAGGCGAUCUCCGUUCAGAUAGGCAAGGCCCCAUCGACCAGUUGUCAUCCAGAAGAACAAUAAAGGCUUCAGAAGUAAACUUGCUGAUUUUCCUCAAAAAAAUAAAAUCACCGAUUCUAUUUUUAUUUUUUUUAUUUUAUUUUGGGGGUUGGGAGGGCAGAAGGAUAUGGUUGUUAUUUUUCCCGCAACAGGUCAAAUUCAUAAUUUAUGACAGUAUAUGCCUUCGUGUGUGUAUUAGCAAACGAGUACACAAUGUACUCAUUUAAAGUAUUUUAUUUAUCAGCCAUUAAUUGAUACAUUUCAAAUACUGUAUGUAAUUUCAAUGUUAAGGCUUAAGUGGUUUUAACGUAUCAUUCUUUAGGCACAUUUUAAAAAAACACGUCUGAUUUGAUAUUUCAUUUACAAUGGAAUGAGCACAAGUUUGCAACAAUGCUGUUUGAGGAUUUCACAUUAUAUAGUGUUUUGUAUGUUGAUUUUAUCAAAAUAUUAGUUUAAAAAUCAUUUGCACUUUGGUUUUGUUUGUAUUAACAUUGCUAAAAGAAAUACUGUAAUCUGAUGACAGUCAAUAUUAGUUACCAGGUGUAGAUUUCUCUUGGUCUAAUUGAACAAAUUCCCUUGGCUUUCUCUGGCCAUAUUUUGAAGAAACAACUCUUGGUUUCAUAACAUCCCUGUUGGGAACUUAUCAUUUAUAUAUACAUUAAACGCAUAGGUGUCUUCAUAAAAAAUGUCUGCCACAUUGUUUUUGUCUGUGUCCUUGCAUAUAUAUUUAAGUAUCUUGAAUGUUGCAGAACUUAACCUGAAUGUUGAGGUUAAGUGCCUUAAGAUGCCUAACUUCAACAUUCAAGUACUAAUCCGAGCGGUAAGCAAAUAAACAGUGUAAGUGGCGCUGAGAGUGAUAGGUGCGUGUAAAAGGAAAUGUCAUAUUCUUCCAAGGCGAUUACCCAGAACAGCUAGCCUGCAAGGGCUAAAUGACAUCCACCCCCAAAUUAUCUUUAAACAACACUAAGCAAGCAAUAAAUGCUUGGCGAAUAAAAGCCAAGCCACCCUGUAUCCCUUUAAUGGCUCUGCAACAGUAAACUAAUCAGCAGCAGACACGG